UCUUCUCCCAUUCAUAAUUAAAAGAUAAUCUACGCACACACUAUAAACAUUUUGUGCCUUUUUUUUUGCAUUAUAUAAUCAAAACCAUUAUUAAACUAAGCCUAUACUAGUUAGUAUUCAUUUUGUGCCCUUCAUGGAAGAGCAAAAAAAACUUCCCAAUUUUUUAAUAUCCGUGAAACUUAAAUAUGUGAAACUUGGUUACCACUAUUUAAUUUCUAAUGCUAUGUACCUUAUUUUAAUACCACUUCUUGGAGUAUCUUUAGCUCAUUUAUCAACAUUUUCAAUCAAUGAUUUAAUCCAAUUAUAUGAAAAUCACAAAUUCAACUAUGUGUCAAUGAUACUAUGUCCAAGUUUAAUUGUAUUUCUUGCUACCCUUUUUUUUAUGUCACGUCCAAGAGAUGUAUACUUAGUUGAUUUGGCAUGCUAUAAACCGCCACAAAAUUUGUCAGCCACAAAAGAAGCUUUUGUGGAAGGGUCAAAGUUAACAAAAGCAUUUACAGAAGAAAAUAUUUUGUUUCAAAAGAAAAUACUUGAGAGGUCAGGUUUAGGACAAAAGACAUAUUUUCCUCCAUCAGUUAGAUUUUUCCCACCAAAUCCUUGUAUGGAUGAAGCAAGGAAAGAAGCUGAAGAGGUUAUGUUUGGCGCUAUUGAUGAGGUUCUUGAGAAAACUGGUGUGAAUGCUAAGGAUAUUGGGAUUUUGGUUGUGAAUUGUGGUAUGUUUAGUCCAACACCUUCAUUAUCUGCUAUGAUUGUGAAUCAUUAUAAAUUGAGAGAGAAUGUCUUGAGUUAUAAUCUUGGUGGUAUGGGUUGCAGUGCUGGUGUUAUCUCUAUUGAUCAAGUCAAACAUCUUCUGCAGGUACAUCCAAACUCAUACGCCUUAGUAGUGACUACAGAGAACAUAACACUAAAUUGGUAUAUGGGAAACAACAAAUCAAUGCUUGUCACAAAUUGUCUAUUUAGAAUGGGAGGAGCUGCAAUCCUUCUCUCUAACAAACCCAGCGACCGUCGUCGAGCCAAAUAUCAACUAGUCCACACCGUCCGUACACACAAAGGUGCGGAUGACAAAUCAUACGGCUGUGUCUUUCAAGAAGAAGAUGACACAAAGAGAAUAGGCGUAUCACUCUCAAAAGACCUAAUGGCUGUCGCCGGAGAAGCACUAAAAACAAACAUCACAACAUUAGGACCUUUAGUCCUUCCUAUGUCAGAACAACUCUUAUUUUUCGCCACAUUGAUUGCACGGAAAAUCUUCAAGAUGAAAAUAAAACCAUACAUUCCUAAUUUUAAAUUAGCUUUUGAACAUUUUUGUAUUCAUUCCGGAGGCAAGGCAGUUUUGGAUGAAAUAGAAAAAAAUCUUGAGUUGAAUGAAUGGUAUAUGGAACCAUCAAGGAUGACACUUUAUAGAUUUGGAAACACUUCUAGUAGUUCAUUGUGGUAUGAAUUGACUUAUACAGAAGCUAAAGGAAGGAUUAAAAAAGGUGAUAGAAUUUGGCAAAUUGCAUUUGGUUCUGGUUUUAAGUGCAAUAGUGCUGUUUGGAAAGCUUUGAAGACUAUUAAUCCUUCUAAAGAGAAGAAUCCUUGGAUUGAUGAGAUUCAUGACUUUCCUGUUCAUGUGCCUAAAGUUGCAAAAUUGAAUUGAUUCUUCAAUAUCAAUCUUUUCAUGUUUCUAAAUGCU
Molecule: messenger RNA, 1672 nt
Organism: Trifolium pratense (red clover)
Lineage: Eukaryota; Viridiplantae; Streptophyta; Magnoliopsida; Fabales; Fabaceae
Product: 3-ketoacyl-CoA synthase 11-like
Exons: 2
Coding region: 134-1636 (500 amino acids)
Biological process (GO): fatty acid biosynthetic process
Cellular component (GO): membrane
Molecular function (GO): acyltransferase activity, transferring groups other than amino-acyl groups
Source: RefSeq, a predicted model, not a curated record